UAUCGAUUGGUUUAGGCGUGCAAAAAUUUAUUAUUUGUAUACAUAUAGAAAUUCAUAAUAUAAAUUAAUUGCAAACAAUUCGGAUGCGUGUGCAAUUCAACAUUUGCUGCCAUCGAGCCACUGUGCAGCUGUGGAAAUGACUGAAAAGACCGAGUCCACCAUUCCGCCAGAAACGGCGGCUGCCGUUGUUGCAACAAAAGGAGGCAACACUGUUACGGUGAAACGUGAGAAGAUUGACAUUGAGAUCGAGGCAAAGCUGCGUGCAUUAAAUUCCAAAAUUAAGUCGGAGAGUACAACUCCAACGCCAACGGUAGAUGCCACCGAUAGCGAUGCUAGCAACAACAGCAACGAUUCGUCACAGGACGAUAAAAAGCAAGUGGCACCUGUAAAAACGUCCAAUGAAAUUCUCGCCGAGCUCUUUGGUGUUUUUAAUGCGGCGCCACCUCAAGUGCUACUGGACGACAAGAACCUGCUAAAGAAACACAAAAAAGUAAAAAAGGAAAAAAAGAAAAAAUCGCGUGGCAAGUCCAUUAAAUCAGAUGGAGAAUGUUCCGACGACGAUGGGACAUCCGCUGAAAGUAGGCAUAAUAAGCAUAAGAGCAAACGGAAAAAGCACAAGCAUAAGCACAAAGACAGCAAGGACAAACACAAGGACAAGGAUCGAGAAAAGUCCAAGGAACGUCUCGCAGUGCCAACAACAAUAGUCAAGGCUGAGAAUAAGGAGAAGCCGGAGUCGCGAAAGCGGCAUGCUCUAUCGGAUGCGGACAUAUCAGCAGUGCCGGCCAAGAAGGAAGCAUUGCAUCACGAGCAAGGCACGGCGGAACGGGAGAGGGAACGCGAUAGGGAGCGGGAGAGAGAGAGAGAAAGAGAACGGGAUCGAGAGCGGGAACGGGAGCGAGAUCGGGAGAGGGAGCGAGAACGGGAGAGGGAUCGAGAGCGGGAAAGGGAUCGCGAAAGAGGACACAAUAGCUUUUACAAUGGCUACCAAGACGGCAGUCGGACACAUGCUAAGGAUGGCAAUGGAAGAACCACAAAAAUCAAAACCGAACGGCGCCAGUCUGACGAACUCUCACUGUCCGACGAGGAAACUUAUCUGCGAGAGAAGGCGAACGGACGUCGACGCUUCUACGGCGAAGUGAAACAGGAAUCCGGAGGCGACAGCAAGCGCAACACUACCUCCAACUCCAGAUACCAGAAUAACUCACGGCAUCGCACGCGGUCUCGUUCGCGAUCUCGUUCGAGAUCCCGGGACCUGGGCAUCGAUAAGAAGCGUUUAUUGGAGAUUGCACGCCGCAAUGCCAUCAGCAUGUUUAAGUGCGGUAACAUGGCGGGCGUGGCUGAAAUGACGCCGGAGGUAAAGGACAAGGUGCUGCUGAAAAUGCGCUAUGGCGGACGAACGGUGCAAGAUUUAACAGACUUUUGCAAGAAGAUCUCCAAUGGAGAAAUGCUGUCCGAUCUUAGCUCUGACGAGGACUCGGAUGUGGACAAGAAUGGUAAUGCGAAGGCCUUCCACCACCCGUUUCAACUAAAGGAGCGCGAACCCAUUGUGAUGCACAUACGCAACUCGACGCCCAUUGUGCCAAUGCGGCGCGAGGAUCAGACCAAGGCCAUAACUAUGCAGUUUCCCGUGUCAUCGGGUCAAGUGCAUCGCAUGAACGAAACCUGGGUGCCGGUGGAGAAGGAACCAGUGCAACCAUUGCCGGCACUCCCUCCCGCCAAGCAGGCUACCAGUAUGUUUAAAGAGGUGCAGCGCAAUGUAUUUGCCAAAUCGAUACCACAGCAGGAGCAACAGGAGCCCGCCUUUAAGCCCGCCAAUAUGCCUGCGGAUGUGAAUGACACGAAUGGUUCGCCCGGCAACAUACCACUGCAAUUACCAGCGUCGUUACCCGUGCCUACUCCUGCCCUAGUGCCUGCUGCUGCACCAGCCGUUCCAGCGACAAGCGCGCCGCCAAUCCUUUCAGUGCCGCCGCCUCCAAAGCCGCCGGCAAUGCAGAAAUUUGUGCCUGAAGUGCCAAUACCAUCGGCAGCAUUGCCUCCGCCGCCGCAGCCGAGUCCUUCUAUCUUCCCGCAGAGCAUGGCGCCCAGCAUGGAUGUAUCCAGCAUAAUCACGCAGCGCUUAAGUGCCAUAAGACGACUUCAGGAUAAUCCAACGGACUCGGAAGCGCUCAAAAUGAUGUUCAACGCGCAGCGGGACAUGACAUCGUGGGCAUCGUCGAAGCAUCUGCCAGGUCAGUUCACGGGUAGCACUGGCGCCCAGGUGAUGAAAGUCCAUGAGCUGAACAGUGGACCACAGCUGUGGGUGCGUCGGGAUCAGCUGACGUCAGCGAAGCCCGUGACAGGCGGUAUGGGUAUGACGCUGUUGCAGAAGAUGGGCUGGAAGCCGGGCGAAGGCUUGGGACGCACAAAGACUGGCUCGCUGCAGCCACUGCAACUGACCGUUAAGCUGGACAAACGAGGUUUGGUGUCGCGCGAAGAUAUCAAGCAGCAGCCACCACGCCAAGCGGGUGCACGGGGAACAAAGAACACAAGUGCCGUCAAUAUUGCGCAGGCCGCACUUACGGCUCAGGACAAGCAUCCGGUGUGUGUGCUCAACGAACUGACAUCGAAGAACAAAUGGCCGGCGCCACAGUAUAUGCUGAAAGAGGACUCGGGUCCUUCACACAGUCGCCUCUUUCUCUUCUCGGUGGAGGUCAAUGGUCAGACGUAUACCCCAACGCAGAAUUGUAACAACAAAAAGGAGGCCAAGCUCAAUGCGGCCAAGUUGUGUUUAAGAGCUUUGGGCAUUUUACCACCCAGUUAAUGUGGAAGAGACGUUGCCAAUGUGCGAAUGGGUCUGUCAUUUUUACCAUAGUUUAAUUUAUUAAGUGUAGCUAGAAAUAAUUGUAUAUGUUUCUGUAUAUAAUUAAUAA
Drosophila albomicans is the source of this 2909-nucleotide messenger RNA. RefSeq names its product protein Son (gene Son). Bases 137 to 2800 code for a protein of 887 amino acids. Gene Ontology annotation, molecular function: RNA binding. The transcript is spliced from 2 exons. NCBI's taxonomy places the organism in Eukaryota, Metazoa, Arthropoda, Insecta, Diptera, Drosophilidae. Gene Ontology annotation, biological process: regulation of mRNA splicing, via spliceosome; regulation of cell cycle. The record is from RefSeq and is a predicted model, not a curated record.